GAGUACGGAGUAGUGGCCAUUGGUUGGGAUGAGUACGGAGUAGUGGCCAUUGGUUGGGAUGAGUACGGAGUAGUGGCCAUUGGUUGGGAUGAGUACGGAGUAGUGGACAUUGGUUGGGAUGAGUACGGAGUAGUGACCAUUGGUUGGAAUUAGUAUGGAGUAGUGGCCAUUGGUUGGGAUGAGUACAGAGUAGUGGCCAUUGGUUGGGAUGAGUACGGAGUAGUGGCCAUUGGUUUUAGCAGUUAGUAGAUCAUUAGUGAGGUUUAGUAGGGCAGUUUCAGUGGAGUGUAGGAGAUGGGUCUUAAGUUGUUCAGGUUGGUGGGG
Messenger RNA from Staurois parvus, 324 nucleotides. Lineage: Eukaryota; Metazoa; Chordata; Amphibia; Anura; Ranidae. The record is from the annotation of a GenBank genome assembly.